This is a messenger RNA of Lampris incognitus (smalleye Pacific opah), 2765 nucleotides long. RefSeq names its product hedgehog acyltransferase like, a (gene hhatla). The record is from RefSeq and is a predicted model, not a curated record. Gene Ontology annotation, molecular function: acyltransferase activity. The transcript is spliced from 13 exons. Bases 114 to 1646 code for a protein of 510 amino acids. Gene Ontology annotation, biological process: negative regulation of N-terminal protein palmitoylation. Lineage: Eukaryota; Metazoa; Chordata; Actinopteri; Lampriformes; Lampridae. Gene Ontology annotation, cellular component: endoplasmic reticulum.
UCCUUACUGACCGAGGCUGGAGAUCACAGACAGCGGCAACGUGGGGCUGCAAAUCCCAUCUGUGGCAGUAUAGUGCGACGCAGAAACAAGGGCUCUAGGACAAGAAGUUCAUCAUGGGGAUCAAGGCUGCCCUCCCCAAAUAUGAGCUAUAUCUCUACACAGCCGUACUCUCUGUGGCCUUAAUAUGGACAGGCAGCUGGAUACUCGAAGCCUCGAGCGAGAAUGUUAACAGGAAGGUCUUCAAAGAGAGUGUGAAACCAGGAUGGUAUUAUUUUGGCAGGAAAAUGGAUGUUGCGGACUUUGAAUGGACGAUGUGGUUCUCUACAUUCCGCAACCAUAUCCUUUUUGCUCUCAUUGGUCAUGUGAUCUUUGCCAAAAUUUGCACUCUGCUAGGUCCGAAGCACAGGUCCCUGAUCUUCGGUGUGUACGGCGGUAUUGCAGUCCUUGUCACAAUGGGCUGGACCUUCAUGGCCCUGGUUCUGUCUCAUUGCAUCGUGCUAUACAGUGUUGCCCUGGUCAAGAAGAAAUGGAUGUGCUUCCUGGCAGGCCUUUCCACACUGGCCUCCAUUAAGCUUGAGCCCUACAACUCCUGGCAGGAAACCUUGGUGACUGGUUCUUUUGACCUGCAAGACAUCCUGUUCUAUGGAGGCGUUGGCUUCACCAUCAUGCGCUGUAUGAGCUUCGCCUUAGAGAACUGCGAGAAGGCGGAUGGAAACUACACAUUCUGUGACCUUCUCAAAUACAACUUCUACCUCCCCUUCUUCUUCUUUGGACCUAUCAUGACUUUUGACCAGUACCAUGCUCAGGCAAACAACACCAAGCUGACCCGCAGGGAGAGGGAGAUGUGGAACAUCACCACUCGGGGCUUGUUGCAUCUGGGAGUUAUUGUGAUAGUGGAUGUGUUCUUCCACUAUCUCUACAUCUUGACCAUCCCUAAUGACAUGAAGCUGGUCAAGCAGCUUUCUGAUUGGCCGCUGGGUGGUCUGGCCUACUCCAAUCUGGUAUAUGACUGGGUGAAAGCUGCCGUCAUGUUUGGCGUCAUCAACACGGUGGCUCGACUGGAUCAUCUGGACCCUCCUCAGCCCCCCAAGUGUAUCACCAUGCUCUAUGUCUUUGCUGAAACGCACUUUGACAGAGGCAUCAAUGACUGGCUCUGCAAAUAUGUUUAUGACUACAUUGGAGGAAAUCAUGAUAAAAUCUUUAAGGAGCUCCUGGCAACCAUUUGCACCUUUGCGAUCACCACCCUGUGGCUGGGCCCAUGUGAGCUUGUGUACAUCUGGUCCUUCUUCAACUGCUUCGGUCUUAACUUUGAACUGUGGGUGGCCAAGUUCUUCUCCAUCCCUCCAUUCUCUGUCAUUGAGAGAGCGAUGGGCGAAGCGAUGUCACGCAGGAUCAGGGGUCUUUUCAAUGCCGCCAACUUCUGGGCUAUUAUCCUCUACAACAUCCUCUCGCUCAACAGUCUGGAGUUUGCCAAACUGGUGGGGAGGAGACUGAUUUUCAUAGGUUUUCCAUGGUCGACCUUGUCCGUGUUGUUUGUGACCUACUGUGGGGUCCAGUUGGUGAAGGAACAGGAGAGAAAACAAGCCCUGUUGGAGGAGGCCGAGAUGGUGAAGCCUGUAGAUGGUGGCAAAGUAAAAGCAGAGUAAAAAAAAAGAAAGAAAAAAAGGCGAUGACGUUUCAAAGACUUCAUUUAUAACAAACCCUCUGACAUUGUUCCAUCCUCGAUCUUGCAAACUCUUCUGAACCAGACUAUAACCAGACUCAACACCUGUACCUGUUCACAAGUCUGCAUUUCUGCUGUUGUUCAUCAGAGGCGAGGCCAUGUUUUGAACUGUGAGAUACGUAUAUCCUGAAGUGCACUUGCUGUAGAUAAUCACAACACGUCCUUUAGCACAAACCCAGAGAUGGUGCAUUCUAUAUUUGUACUUUAUGCCAGCAAACGAUUAUUUAACAGACGAUGGGCCUGUCAGAUAUUUUAAUAGAUAUGGCUUAUAUUAUUGAAGAAGAUGAAGAGUUGCAAUGUAAACCUGCCAUGUUUGAUGGUCUCCUACAUAAAGCUGAGGCGGUCAUUUUUUAUGCUGAUGUUGUCUUAUUUUUGCCUUAUAGACAGAGAUCUGAGUCACCAAAUUGUCAAGUGUUGCUUUUUAAACUUGAACAAACUUUAAAUGAAGCUGCCAUUGUUAUGGUAAGUUAGCUGGGAGCUGCUAUGGAGGCUGUUGUCCUCCAUGUUGAUUACAUCUGUAGAUGAUUGUACAGCAUUGCUGCACUGGUACUGAGCAGAAAUGCAAACCAUGUUGUAUGGGGAAGUCCAUUUUAGAGUUGAUAUCUAUUGUAUUAACGUGUCAGGUCUCUGUUUUUAUUUUAGAAAGGGAAUGGAGUUCAUCCUAGCACACUAAAAGCAGAGCAUGGCUGCUUUACUCCUGCUAUCAUUCUCUUCCCACAGGAGAUUAGGUCUGACAUGUCUGCAUAUCUUUCCUUGCCUCUCUCACUUGAUCCGGCGUGUGAACGUGUCACAGAGGCUGAUGCCCACCGGUUACUAUGAAAGGCAAUAAGCCCAGUGAGGACUAUGGGUCACCCUCCUUCUGCCUGUCACCACAGCCUCUUGUAUGUCCUCUGUGUAUCAGACAGUGGAAAACAAAACAAAACAAAAAAAAUCUUGCCAAAAACAACGCCUUUUGAAUCAACGUAUUACUUUGAGAGUAAUUAUAUUUGUUUCUUUGGGUGUGAUUUGUUUGCAGUAUGGAGAGCAAAAAUAAAAACUUGCU